AUGUCUUCCCCGUCAUACUACGAACUCUACCGUGGGAGCAGUCUCGGUCUCGCAUUGACCGAUACGCUCGACGACCUGAUCAACGAUGGCCGCAUCGAACCGCAGCUGGCAAUGAAGAUACUCUCGACGUUCGACCGAGUGGUUACAGAGGUCCUGGCCGAGAAAGUCCGGGCCAGACUUACGUUCAAGGGCCACCUCGACACCUACCGAUUCUGCGAUGAAGUCUGGACCUUCCUGAUCAAGGACGUGACCUUCAAGCUGGACAACCAGACCCAGGUUACCGCGGACAAGGUCAAGAUCGUUAGCUGUAACAGCAAGCGACCGGGCGAAGCUUAG
Molecule: messenger RNA, 336 nt
Organism: Penicillium argentinense
Lineage: Eukaryota; Fungi; Ascomycota; Eurotiomycetes; Eurotiales; Aspergillaceae
Product: transcription initiation factor IIA subunit gamma
Exons: 3
Coding region: 1-336 (111 amino acids)
Biological process (GO): RNA polymerase II preinitiation complex assembly; transcription initiation at RNA polymerase II promoter
Cellular component (GO): transcription factor TFIIA complex
Molecular function (GO): TBP-class protein binding; RNA polymerase II general transcription initiation factor activity
Source: RefSeq, a predicted model, not a curated record